AUGAUUUAAACUUAAUAAUCUAAAGAAGAGACUUUUCUUUAAAUCACAAAAAAUAUUAGUUAAGUUAAUAUUGAUAAUGAAGGGACUUUCAAAUACAUUUUGAUUUUAUUAGAGAAUGACAAAUAAGAAUGUUAUUUUGUAAGAGGUUUAAAAUAAUAUGAAUAUCAUGCUUAAAAUUUUGAACACUUUUGUAAUGAAGUUAAAAAUAAUUUGAAAUGGUCAGAAUUUACAUUUGAUAUAGAAGAGGGAACAAUUAAAGCAUAAUUAAAUGGUCAUAAAUAUAAAUUCAAGUGUGUUGGAGGAGGGAGACUUAAACAUUCAACUGCAUAAUAAACUUUAGAAAUUUAUGGAUAUUCUUAAUCUUAUGGAUAAUGUGAUCAUAAAAUAUCCUUAAAUGUGAUAAGAACAGUUUAUCCAUAUUUGGACAAGAAUGUAAUUACAAGAAACGAUGGUUAUUGAUAAUAACAAAAAUAUUGUA
Messenger RNA from Paramecium sonneborni, 478 nucleotides. The record is from the annotation of a GenBank genome assembly. NCBI's taxonomy places the organism in Eukaryota, Ciliophora, Oligohymenophorea, Peniculida, Parameciidae.